AUGUAUGAAUGCCUUCCUCCCUUCAUCUGCAAAGGCAAUGUUUUUGCUGAGCCGGGGGCAAUCCUCUGCCGGAAAGCGGGCUCCUUCCAGCCAGUGGCAGCUAUCAAGCAGCUUGCGGCCCAGGAUGUAGGUGGUGACAGCAAAUCUGGCAUCCUUUCAAUGAGUGCUUGGUGGAGAUUGUGCACCCAAUUCGCCCUGUUCCGUGGUGGGUCCAUGGACGGAGAAUCCGGCGAAGGCGAUGGUUUGGACUCGAAGAUGUUGCGUGCGGUACCGAGUGCUGACAGCGUCGCGACACCUGAUUCUGAGUAA
Messenger RNA from Parastagonospora nodorum SN15, 309 nucleotides. RefSeq lists its product as hypothetical. Lineage: Eukaryota; Fungi; Ascomycota; Dothideomycetes; Pleosporales; Phaeosphaeriaceae. The record is from RefSeq and is a predicted model, not a curated record. The transcript has a single exon. Bases 1 to 309 code for a protein of 102 amino acids.